AUGAUGUAUUGGGACAACUCCGCUUAUGUUCCCCCCAAUAGUGAGGUCCGUAUUGAUUAUGGCAUCGAAGAUCCAGUUGACUUCUCUGAGUUAGCCGCGGCUGACUUGGUUACGGGACCAAUUCAUGAAAACGACAAUUUUCUGAGCGAUACUCUGGCGAAGGCACAAGCAGUGCGCGACGUGCACACGAGCAUUGAUCAGUUGAAGCGAGAUUUCGAGCAGACUGUGUCGACACGACACGGUCUACAAAUGCAGCUCGAUCAAACAUACAACAGCAAUGAUCCCCAGAGAAUCCGCAUCUUGGGCGAUGUACACAAAUCGUAUGCCACGCACCGCACGUCGCUUGUCAGGCGAUGGAGCACAUUGAUACAACAUCAGAAACGACUCACUAUCUCAAUUGAAGAUGCUCUGUCUCGCACCAUUUUCAAGACAGAUCAAACGAAGCAAGAGGGAGACACCGGUGACGGCUUGUUGAGUUUGCUGACGACUAUGAAAUUAUGCUCGGCAAAUCAGGAUGCGUUGAUGGCUCUGCAGCUUGCACAUCGAUUGAAGGAGUUGCCGUGA
Molecule: messenger RNA, 564 nt
Organism: Dissoconium aciculare CBS 342.82
Lineage: Eukaryota; Fungi; Ascomycota; Dothideomycetes; Mycosphaerellales; Dissoconiaceae
Exons: 1
Coding region: 1-564 (187 amino acids)
Source: RefSeq, a predicted model, not a curated record